AUGUCUCGCCGUGGUGACACCAACCCCCAUUUUGUCCGGCCAUAUCCGUCACAAUAUCCAGAACAACUUCCCCAAACAUCCCCACACAGUUCAUCGGUGCCGCUCCCAGAGCACCACGGGCAGCACCAUGAGCCGCCCAACCUCAGACCACAAUGGCCUGGACCGCAUCCCCCCGAACAAGAAGUUGAGCCAGGAACAAGACAAUUGCAGCCAGGCCGCCGGCCCCGGUCUAAGCAUCCGGCGGGUCAUUUGGUGUCAUUUCAUCCAGUCCCUGAAGAACAUCCUCCUCGGACAGACCAGCAAACCCCCCACCCUGAUCAUGAAGACCAACAGCCUCGGAUAAAACAUCCAGGCCAGAAAACCCCCCUUGGAGUUCCAAUGGUGCCAGCCUCACAUCAUGGUCGCGAAGACGAGCAACAUCGUUGGCCAUACCCACAAGGGCGGCCGCAUAGCCAGCAUACUCGCCCACACGGCUUGCACAUACCACGGCCUCAAAAAACCAAUUUCUUCGCAUGGUCAGGAGCCAUUUGCUGUGCAAUUUUUUGGGUUCUCAUUAUCUUAACCGGCCUAGUGGUUCUCAUAGUCUAUCUUGUUUUUCGUCCCCGGACUCCGAAAUUCGACGUCUCUUCCGCCACACUCAACGCAGCGUAUCUUGACAUGGGAUAUCUUCUCAAUGCCGACGUUACAGUGCUGGCAAACUUCACCAACCCAAACAAGAAGGUCAGCGUUGACUUUAGCAACCUGAUCAUUGAUCUUUAUUAUGGAAAUACCCGCGUUGCUACCCAGUACAUAGAACCCUUCUCUGCAUCGAGGCGUCAGUCCAUGUUCGCAAAUGUUCAUAUGGUGGCUAGCCAGGUUCGUCUCGGAGUGCUGGAAAGCAUAAGGCUCAAGAAGGAGAUGGAGAUCGAUCGGGCCAGAUUUGAGGUCAAGGGGUAUUUCCGAGCACGAGCUAACUUCGGAAAGAUCCUCCGGUACUCGUACUGGUUGCACGGCGACUGCCAAGUCGUGCUCACUAGACCUCCUGAUGGAGUUCUGGUGACCAGAAAAUGCAAGACAAAACACUAA
Pyrus x bretschneideri (Chinese white pear) is the source of this 1065-nucleotide messenger RNA. Its product is annotated as NDR1/HIN1-like protein 13. The record is from RefSeq and is a predicted model, not a curated record. The coding region runs from base 1 to 1065 and encodes 354 amino acids. The transcript has a single exon. Lineage: Eukaryota; Viridiplantae; Streptophyta; Magnoliopsida; Rosales; Rosaceae.